This is a messenger RNA of Aphanomyces astaci, 3572 nucleotides long. RefSeq lists its product as hypothetical. The record is from RefSeq and is a predicted model, not a curated record. Gene Ontology annotation, molecular function: ATP binding; plus-end-directed microtubule motor activity; microtubule binding. The coding region runs from base 1 to 3459 and encodes 1152 amino acids. Gene Ontology annotation, biological process: microtubule-based movement. NCBI's taxonomy places the organism in Eukaryota, Oomycota, Saprolegniomycetes, Saprolegniales, Verrucalvaceae. The transcript is spliced from 7 exons.
AUGCUAACCCUCUUGACUAUCAAGUCUCAUGUCGAGCUUCAGAAUGCUACGGGCGAAACAGUGCAGAAGCGACCCCUUCGAAAACACAAGCUCGCGUUGGGCACGUCCUUGGCAUGUCUUCAAGACCAAGUCCUGGGUGUUCACGAUCCCGAGAUUCAGGAGAUCCGGCGCACUGGCUUGGGCGAUUUCACGCACGAGUUUCUUCUUUGCGACAUGGACGGAGACUGGGUGGUCUUGGAGUCGGACGACAUUGUCCAGGCAAGGGGCUUCCUCCAAAUCAAAGUGCUGUUGCGACUCAACAUCAUCUUUCCCAGAGGCGACGAAUUGUUCGUGUCAAGGCAUCAACACUUGGCCCCCCUGCACGUUGACUUGGUGAAAUGUGGACCCACCACCACGACGAACGGCGACGAACGCAGCAUUGAAGACGCCGUUUUGACACAGAACUUCGACUCGUUCAGCGACUCAGAUAUGACAACGACAGUUCCAUUCAGCUCGCAGGAAUUGUCUCAUCUUGGAGCUGAAGGACCCUCCACUGCCACGGACGAUACUUGCCCAUCCAUGCUGGACGAUAUUGCGCUGAGGUGUCGACGUUUCACCCACUGCGACUUCGACUGUGACCGUGGACGGUUUUACUGGGUGGACCAAUUGCAUGGUGACCUGGGGUACAUCGACGUGGACUCGGACGAGUGUUGUGUGUUGAUGCAGCGGCUUCAGCGGCCAUCCCACGUCAAACUUCUGGCUCGGACGUCGGCAUUUUACAUCGAACAAGGCCGUGACAGCAAUGGGGGCUCAAUAUCGUGUGUCAAUUUGGAGACGCGUGAAGUCUCCGUGGUGGUCACAGGUCUGACAAACCCAACCGGUCUGUGCAUUGUCUUCCAUCCCACGACUUUGGUGUUUGGCCAGACAACUGUUGAUCACAUCUUGACCAUUUCAGCAAUGUCAUACGACACCAGUUCCCCCACGAAGGAUGCACGUACCGAUACAACUAUCAAACUGCUUGUGACCAAGGCAUUCACCGCGUCUGUCCAACCAACGGCAAUCUCGAUCGCAGCAGACGGGUCGUUGUGCACCGGAUUUUCUAGCAUCGCUCUGCCUCCAUCUAGGGGACAACUUUCCCUUUGGAUACCGUCCACCAAGUAUAUCACCAGCACCCCCGGCCUGUACGACUACAACCUUGCGACUGCGGUGGACAUGGCAACGCCCCACUCCGUCCGCGACGUGAUGUGCCAUCCAUCGCGGGCUUUCUUCAUGUUUUGCAUGGCAGAUCCAGACACGAUGACUCAUUCAUCAGCCCUCGGAACCGUCCAUUUGGACAGUGCCCCGCCUCAGCUCGAGUUGGACCCCGAACGGUUCGUUCAAACGACGUGCUUGGCAGGCACCCACGACCGAGUGUACUAUUGCGCGUCUGUGGGGGCCAUGGAUACAAUCGUGUACACAUUCCUGCAUGCCGAGAGUGGAGGACGAAGGGAAGUAGACGACGUCGAACCGGCCAGGGGAACACCAUUACUUGUGUGUACUCAACCAAUUGGCGCUUGUCUUGAUACCACAAGUGACCUCAGUACUGUGGAGAAGCACGGGCGGCUCGACGGGCCAGUCAAUAUUCAAGUGAUUCUUCGAUCGCGGCCACUGCUGCGCCAUGAAAUUGAUCGCGGUGUGCAGAGUGUCGUGACGUGCUCGGGCUGCAAUGCUUUACAUGUUGCGCCCAUUCGAAGUUAUCAAUCGUCCAAACAUUUCACGUUCGACAGAGUGUAUGGACCGGCAUCUACCCAAGACGAUCUGUAUCAGACUUCGAUCCUGCCACUCGUCCACCGAGUUCUUCAAGGGUACAAGUGCACUGUGCUGGCGUACGGCCAAACUGGCUCUGGGAAAACGCACUCCAUGGAAGGGUCCGCCGGCGACCGCGGCAUGAUUUUCAAGAGCAUUGCCACCAUAUUCGACCAGCUCAAAGGCAAAGCAGACUGUCGAGUGCGCAUGUCCCACGUUGAGAUCUACAACGAAGAACUGACCGACUUGCUGUCGACCUCUCAACGAGCCGAACGGAAGGCCAGCCAUGUGGACAAGUUCUUCGUCCAUCGUGUCAAGAAGGCCCAUCCAGGCAUCCGCGGGUUGUCCAAAAUGAAACGAUGUGACGAGCUCGAGGAUUUCGAGGACAAGGUCGACGACUUGCCGAAGCUUUCGAUCAUCCGCCAUCCCUGCCAUGGCGUAAUUGUUCAAGGGCUCGAAGAGGUUUCGAUUCAGUCGGCUGCAGAUGCGCAGACCCUGCUCGAACGCAGUUUUUACUGUCGACAAACGGCAGCCACGCAAUGCAACAAAAUGUCCAGCCGGUCGCAUUCGAUUUUAACGGUUCACACUGAGGUCACAGCGAUGGACGGAUCUGGCGACCAGAGCAUUUCGUAUGGCCAGCUUCGGCUCGUGGAUUUGAGUGGGUCUGAAAACUACGACCGUGCGGGGGCCCAGCGAGAUCGACAGCUAGAAGCCGCCAAUAUUGGCCAAGGAUUGUUGGCGCUGGGACGAGUCAUCCGUGCCCUCGUGGAGAAGUGGCCCCACGUUCCGUACCGCGAAAGCAAACUCACGCGAUUGCUCGAGGACAGUUUGGGCGGCACGUCCAUGACGACGCUGCUCCUGGCAGUGUCCCCCGGAGACGAAGCGCACGAAGAAACGCUAAACACACUCAACUACGCGACCCUGGCGAAGCGAGUGACGACACGACCUCGAAAGUCGUGCUCAUCGAAAAAACCAAACACGAACACCCUCCCUCAGUGCAAAAGCCAGCCGAGCUUGACUCCUGAAGUGAUCUCGCCCUGGCAAGGACAUGUCCCCAUCAGGACCAGCACGUCCGCCAUGAAGCACCUCGUGAGAGCGACGGACCGCACGAUGCAUGUGCCCACGACCGAGUGGAGCGAAAACGUUCUCUGGGAGGUGAACGCCAAGACGUUGACAUCGAAAGCGCGGCGGAUACUCAAAACGAUCUUCCACACGUUCGACUCGAAAAAGGGCGGCGCGUUGUGCAAACACGAUGCCCAGAAGGUGUACCACGAUCUGUUCCAACUGCCCAAGGCGGCCGCCCCGCCCCAGCUCCUUCUGGACGACUUUCUCGCAACAUUUGACGCCUUGGUGGCCACGAAUCCCAUGCUUGCACGACACAUAUUCACGUCUCAAGGAUACACGUUGAACAUGGAAAAAACAACACCCAAACAAUCGACAGCAUCAACCCCCAUCAAAACCUCCGCUUCGUCACUCAGCAGCCUCGACGUUUACACGAGUCUGUCGGACGAACCCAACAUUCUAGUGCAAGAAAUCCGAGUUCCCGUGGGGAGUUUCCGGGGACUCCGCGACGUGCGGAUGAAAAAAUCGAUGGCGGCGACUCGACCGUCGUCUGCCCCCGUCCAUCGAGACAUGAUUCUCACUCAGAGUAGUAAUUAUCAUCAGCAGUGCACCGAACGCAGUCUAACUCGAUAGACAUCGACAUCCAUGGCUUUGGAAUACGACCAGAGCUAUGGUUGACAAUCAGAGUGUAGCUACAUAGUCUAGUCAGCGUGUUGAUCAUACAUUCAAUGAGCUAGCUAUACCGC